UGCAACUCCAUGAAAAACCUCCACUACGAGCACUCACGCAUACACGCACACAUUAUACAGACUGAUAUCCCCUCCCCUUGUGUGCGAUUUCAAAGAUUUUAGACAUGGCACCUGUGGAAAGUUCCCAGGAGUCCGCCCACGACAACAAUGACCAUCUUGUGAAAUCCGACGACAGCCAACACCCCGCAAAUCUCAUCCCCGAGCUCUGCAGGAAGUUCUGGACCUUGGGAUGGGUUACUGGCACUGGUGGAGGAACAAGUAUUCGAGACAAUGAUCUCGUCUACCUUGCUCCCUCUGGCGUCCAGAAAGAGCUCAUGAAACCCGAAGAUAUUUACGUCCUUGAACUCUCCAAACAGACAGAUCCCAAGAAGCGCGUCUACCUGCGCUCCCCGCCAACUCUCAAACCAUCACAGUGCACCCCGCUAUUUAUUGCAGCUUUCACGAAGCGCAAUGCUGGAUGUUGCAUUCAUACCCAUUCACAAUGGGCUGUCCUCGUAACCCUUCUCCUCGAAUCUCGGCCCCUGAAUACCAACGUCUUUGAGAUAAACAACAUUGAGCAGAUUAAGGGGUUUGGGAAGGGAUACCAGAAGCUGGGGAAUUUGGGCUAUCACGAUACAUUGAGAAUUCCCGUGAUUGAGAACACUCCACACGAGGAAGAUCUCACAGAGAGCUUGGAAGAAGCUAUGGAUAAAUACCCUGACACAUACGCGGUGCUUGUAAGACGGCAUGGUGUCUACGUCUGGGGAGAGACAGUGCACAAGGCGAAAACGCAAUGUGAAAGCCUUGAUUAUCUUUUCCAAUUAGCGAUUGAGAUGAAGAAGCUUGGGAUCCCCUGGUUGAGCGAUAUUCCCUGAUCACAGGGGCACUUGUCUCAUCUCAUGGGUACCCAUUACUUUGACUAGGAGAGGAGAGCGGAUCGAUCCAUGGUGAGGACGGUAUCAAUACCAAGAGCUUCUUUUGGCAUCUUGUGUCAUUUAUAUUGUUAUUUCCAUGUGCUUCAUACCCAGAAUAUUCCGGUUCUCCCACAAUGCUCUCACAAUACACCGAGGCUUGCAUGGACGCUUCCUCAAUAUGAAGGCAGUUUAGCUCUCUGUUACACUGUAAAUGCUCGCCUCUGGCUUAUUACGAUUCCAAACGUCC
Amorphotheca resinae ATCC 22711 is the source of this 1140-nucleotide messenger RNA. RefSeq lists its product as hypothetical. Lineage: Eukaryota; Fungi; Ascomycota; Leotiomycetes; Helotiales; Amorphothecaceae. Bases 105 to 854 code for a protein of 249 amino acids. The record is from RefSeq and is a predicted model, not a curated record. Gene Ontology annotation, cellular component: cytoplasm. Gene Ontology annotation, molecular function: methylthioribulose 1-phosphate dehydratase activity; metal ion binding. The transcript has 3 exons.